Emys orbicularis (European pond turtle) is the source of this 2000-nucleotide messenger RNA. It is a transcript of the gene TM9SF4, whose product is annotated as transmembrane 9 superfamily member 4. Gene Ontology annotation, cellular component: membrane. The transcript is spliced from 18 exons. Bases 12 to 1946 code for a protein of 644 amino acids. Gene Ontology annotation, biological process: protein localization to membrane. The record is from RefSeq and is a predicted model, not a curated record. NCBI's taxonomy places the organism in Eukaryota, Metazoa, Chordata, Testudines, Emydidae.
GUGGAUCCAAGAUGGCGGCAUCGGGGGCGACGGAAAGGCUGAUGUGUUUGCUGAUGCUGCUUGCGCUCUUUCAUGAAACAAGCUCCUUCUAUGUACCAGGUGUAGCUCCAAUUAACUUCCACCAGAAGGACCCUGUAGAAAUCAAGGCUGUGAAGCUCACCAGUUCACGAACCCAGCUGCCAUAUGAGUACUAUUCCUUGCCUUUCUGCCAACCCAACAAGAUAACGUACAAGGCUGAGAAUCUGGGUGAGGUUCUGCGGGGGGACCGGAUAGUAAACACGCCAUUCCAGGUCUUCAUGAACAUAGAGAAGAAAUGUGAGGUUCUGUGCAACUUUCCCAACAAGCCAGUCACCCUGACAGUGGAACAGAGCAAGCUGAUUGCAGAGCGUAUCCGGGAGGAUUACUAUAUCCAUCUUAUUGCUGAUAACUUGCCUGUGGCCACGCGGCUGGAGUUCUAUUCAAAUCGUGAGGAGGAGGAGAAGAAGAAGGAAAAAGACGUGCAGUUUGAGCAUGGAUACAGGCUUGGUUUCAUGGACAGUAAUAAGUUCUACCUGCACAACCACCUCUCCUUCAUCCUUUACUACCACAGAGAGGAGGUGGAGGAGAAUCAGGAGCCCACCUACAGGGUUGUGCGUUUUGAAGUGGUUCCCCAGAGCAUUAAACUUGAAGAUCUGAAGGCAGAUGAGAAGGGCACUUGUAUGCUGCCUGAAGCUGCAGGCUCAGCCCCUCAGGAGAUAGAUCCCACUAAGAAGAACCAGCUGCUCUUCACCUACUCUGUCCACUGGGAGGAGAGUGACAUUAAAUGGGCUUCUCGCUGGGACACCUACCUGACCAUGAGUGAUGUGCAGAUCCACUGGUUUUCCAUCAUUAACUCAGUCGUGGUUGUCUUUUUCCUUUCAGGUAUUCUCAGCAUGAUCAUUAUCCGCACUCUCAGGAAGGACAUUGCCAACUACAACAAGGAAGAUGACAUUGAAGAUACAAUGGAGGAAUCUGGUUGGAAACUUGUGCAUGGAGAUGUCUUUAGGCCUCCACAAUAUCCCAUGAUUCUCAGCUCACUACUGGGCUCUGGAAUUCAACUCUUUUGCAUGAUCCUGAUAGUUAUCUUUGUUGCCAUGCUGGGGAUGCUGUCGCCUUCUAGCCGGGGCGCCCUGAUGACUACAGCCUGCUUUCUCUUCAUGUUCAUGGGGGUUUUUGGUGGGUUCUCUGCUGGCCGUCUUUAUCGGACGCUAAAAGGCCACAGAUGGAAGAAAGGCGCCUUCUGUACGGCAACCCUGUACCCUGGUGUAGUCUUCGGGAUCUGCUUUGUCCUGAACUGUUUCAUAUGGGGGAAGCACUCCUCUGGAGCGGUUCCUUUCCCCACCAUGGUGGCCCUGCUCUGCAUGUGGUUCGGUAUCUCCUUGCCCUUGGUCUACCUGGGAUACUACUUUGGAUUUCGCAAACAGCCAUAUGAUAAUCCUGUGCGGACCAAUCAGAUUCCAAGGCAGAUCCCGGAGCAGAGGUGGUACAUGAACAGAUUUGUUGGGAUUCUUAUGGCUGGCAUUCUCCCUUUUGGAGCCAUGUUCAUUGAACUGUUCUUCAUCUUCAGUGCGAUCUGGGAGAACCAGUUCUAUUACCUCUUUGGCUUUCUCUUCCUGGUUUUUAUAAUCCUGGUGGUAUCCUGCUCCCAAAUCAGCAUCGUUAUGGUGUACUUCCAGCUCUGUGCUGAGGAUUAUCGCUGGUGGUGGAGGACCUUCUUGGUUUCUGGUGGAUCUGCCUUCUAUGUACUGAUUUAUGCCAUCUUUUACUUUGUGAAUAAGCUGGAUAUCGUUGAGUUCAUUCCCUCCUUACUCUAUUUUGGCUACACUGCUCUCAUGGUCCUGUCUUUCUGGCUCCUCACUGGCACCAUUGGCUUCUACGCAGCCUACAUGUUUGUCCGUAAGAUCUACGCUGCGGUGAAAAUAGACUGAAGAUGCACAGACUCAGCACAAAGCAGACACCUCUGUGUGCAUUUCCUCCUGGAA